AUGGUCUCCUUUGCGGCGUCCUGCGCCAUUCUCUCGCUCUGGUCGGCGUCAAAGGUGCUUGCACAAGUCUGCACACCCUGCGAGGAUGUGCAUUUCUUUCUCGCCCGUGGCAACAAUGAGCCCUACCCGGGACGACAGGGUGAUCUGGUAGCCGCCACCUGCGACCACGUGGCCAACUGCGGCUACGAAGAUCUUAUCUACUCGGCUCUCUACACCGACUUGUCCUGCCAGACAACCUACGAUGGCACGAUCGCGGGUUUCAUGCAGAUGACUGCCUAUGCCGACCGAUGCCCCAACUCCAAGCUCAUCCUGGCUGGAUACUCGCAGGGAGCACAGAUCGUGACUGACAUUCUCGGUGGUGGAGGUGGCGUGUCUUUCAAUGGAUGUAUCCAGCCGUCGACUCCUCCACUGGACCCGACCACCAGCCCAGGAAAUCGAUUGUCGGCGGUCAUCACGUUUGGAAAUACCCGCCAUACGGCCAACCAGCCCUACAACUAUGGCAAUGGUUCCUCGCGCGACGGUCUCUUCCCCCGGUCUGGUGACAUGUUGACUGCUCUCGACGCAUACGCGGCCAUUACUCGUGACUGGUGUUUGGAUGUUGACCCCAUCUGCGCCAACAACUCCAACGGCAUCGUCGCGUCCCACCUUGGCUAUUACAACGUCUACUCGGACGAAGCAGCUGCGUGGAUCAAGUCGGUCGCCUCGAUCACGGACAACUCAGACUUUACUACCUCGAUCGCCACGUAUGUCAGUGGUACCGCGCAAGACUAUGCGACUGUCGGAACCGGCACGCCGUCGGGUGUUGUGACACUUGCGUCGGUGACGACCGAGUCCAUCUCGUGUCCGAGCGUGUCGACGCCUGCUUUCGCCGCCGUCAAUUCGACCGCGUUGAACAGCACCACAACAGCCUCCAGGUCGGGCGUGUCGAGCAGUCACUCGGCGCCCCUCACGACCACCGCCAGCAGUGGCGCAUCCAGCAGUGCGACUGCGGCCGCGACCAUCAUGAGUGCUCCCAGCAGCACCGGCCCCGUGGCGACCAGCGCAACGACCUCUGCGCCCUCGUCGACCUUUACGGACAGCUCGGCCAGUAGCCACACCAGCAACAUGGGCUUGGUCCUUUUGCUGGGCCUGGCCAUCCUGGUUGUAGUAUAA
This is a messenger RNA of Fonsecaea pedrosoi CBS 271.37, 1152 nucleotides long. RefSeq lists its product as uncharacterized. The record is from RefSeq and is a predicted model, not a curated record. The transcript is spliced from 3 exons. Bases 1 to 1152 code for a protein of 383 amino acids. Lineage: Eukaryota; Fungi; Ascomycota; Eurotiomycetes; Chaetothyriales; Herpotrichiellaceae. Gene Ontology annotation, molecular function: hydrolase activity.